CUCAUUGUAUCGCGUGGAAGUUGACAGUGCCUGUGAUCCUUUCCCUUCUCGAAAUGUGCUCCAAGGUGCUUCCCUGUCCUCUGUGCUGCCAGCCCAAUUUCGAGAGUGUCGACGCCCUGAGGAUCAGUCUGGUGAAGGUGGCCAAUCAUCCGCUCAUGUGUCCCGUGUGCAGUGAAGUGCUGCUCGGACUGGACAAGUUGACUAUUCACCUCUUCAGCCACACCAUCGACACUCUCUCAGCUAUCGAGGCGGUCAAGGAGGAGCCCCAGGGUACCGCCACAGUGACUGUGGACGUGCAGAUCGCGCCUCCACAGUGCGACAUCUGUUCGUGCACCUUCAGGGAUGCGAAUCUGCUGCAGAUCCACCAGAAUCUCAUGCACAGAUCAUCACCCAGGGAGGCCCAGGAGGCGAAGUUCCAGUGCCAUCUGUGUCAAAAGACGUUCAAGAUGAAAGGAUCUCUGCGAGUUCAUCUGCGUGUUGUGCAUCUCUGCGGCAUUGAGCAUGAGCCAGAGGCGAAACGACUCACUGAAAGGCUAAAAUUAACCGAGGAGCCACCGAAUAAAGUAAAUACUCCGCCCGAUGCCGCGUUCUCGGCGCCCACGACUCUGGUCACUCCGUCAGAGUGUCUCCCGAAUCCGCCGCAGACGCCCGAACCGGCCAAGUCAUGGGAGUGCGACAUCUGCGCGAAGUCAUUCACCACAAAGUACUUCCUGAAGAAACACAAACGCCUCCACACAGGAGAAAUGCCCUAUUCGUGCACAAUCUGCGGCAAGGCUUUCACGUUCCAGCAAUCCUAUCACAAGCACUUGCUCUACCACAGCGAUGAGAAGCCGCAUGUCUGCUCCACCUGCGGCAGAGCCUUUAAGGAGUUGUCCACGCUCCACAAUCACGAGCGGAUUCACAGUGGCGAGAAGCCUUUCAGCUGCGAAACGUGCGGCAAAUCCUUCAGACAGAGAGUAUCUUGUCUCGUCCACCGGAGGAUCCACACGGGCGCCAUGCCGUACAAGUGCACCGCUUGUGCCAAGAGCUUCCGCUACAAAGUCUCUCAGAGGACACACAAGUGUCCAGCACAGCCGCCAGGAACUGUGAUCCGGCAGUCUGGAGAUUUGCUGCAGAAGCUGCUGCAGAACUCCGCGCUAACAGCCGCUGAUACGGAUCUCUCGUUCGAUGGCAGCGGUGAUCUCAUUAGCCAAUCCAUAGAUGAGAUUGUGAAGGAGUCCUGCGACAAAAUGGGGCUCAGUGAGACGUGUCCGGAGGAGAUUUUCGCGGGAGAAAAUGCAGCCAGUCCUUCUGAGAAAUUCCAGAAUCUCUGUCUCUACUCACCCGAGCACAUGGAGACAAUCAAUGAGGACUCCCUCAAGCAAUUGCUGUACGAUGAUGGGAAUUUGUGAAGUUGGGCUGAUUUUUACCGGAUGAAUUAUAGAAUAUUUUGAAUA
Phlebotomus argentipes is the source of this 1436-nucleotide messenger RNA. Its product is annotated as zinc finger protein 182. NCBI's taxonomy places the organism in Eukaryota, Metazoa, Arthropoda, Insecta, Diptera, Psychodidae. The coding region runs from base 54 to 1391 and encodes 445 amino acids. The record is from RefSeq and is a predicted model, not a curated record. The transcript has 3 exons.